Messenger RNA from Arachis duranensis, 2160 nucleotides. Its product is annotated as probable endo-1,3(4)-beta-glucanase ARB_01444. Gene Ontology annotation, molecular function: endo-1,3(4)-beta-glucanase activity. NCBI's taxonomy places the organism in Eukaryota, Viridiplantae, Streptophyta, Magnoliopsida, Fabales, Fabaceae. The record is from RefSeq and is a predicted model, not a curated record.
CAAUUUGAAGAAACCUCCUUUCUGAACAUUAUAAAUUCCACCACCAUUACCAUCAUAAUCACAAUCACAUAUUCACAUCAACAAUGUCUUCUUUUGUUUUUCCAGAGACCAAUUCCACUGUCCUUCCAGACCCUUCCAAUUUCUUCUCCCAAAACCUUCUCUCAAACCCACUCCCAACAAACUCUUUCUUCCAAAACUUUGUUCUCAAAAACGGUGACCAACCAGAAUACUUCCACCCUUACCUCAUCAACUCCUCAAACUCCUCACUCACUCUCUGCUACCCUUUCCACAACUCAAACUCUUCAUUCAUAUCCCAAGUCUUCAUCAACAACCUCACCAUCACUUCCUCUAACAAUAACAACAAACCCGAGGGCAAACACGUCAUUUCCUCCUACAGUGACCUUGGUGUCACAUUGGAUAUCCCUUCUUCCAACCUUCAAUGCUUUCUUGUUAAAGGAGCCCCCUUUGUAACCGUUUCUGUUACACAACCAACCCCUCUUUCAAUAACCACCAUCCACGCCAUUCUCUCUUUCUCCUCCAAUGAUUCUCUCACCAAGUUCACCUUUCAGUUCAACAAUGGCCAAACAUGGCUCUUAUACUCUUCCUCACCGAUUACCCUGACUCACACUCUCUCUGAGAUCAGUUCUACUCCUUUCUCCGGCAUAAUUCGGAUAGCUUUGUUGCCGGAUUCCGACGCUAAACACGAGGCUAUUCUUGACAAGUUCAGCACCUGCUAUCCUGUCUCCGGGGAAGCCAUAGUCGGAGAACCGUUUCGCGUUAGGUAUAAUUGGAACAAGAAAGGCUCCGGUGACUUGUUGAUGUUAGCGCACCCUCUUCAUCUUCGGCUUAUAGAUAAGAACAACAAGAAUGAUGUUAAUGUAACCGUUCUUGAUGAUUUCAAGUACAAUAGCAUCGAUGGGGAGCUUGUUGGUGUUGUUGGUGAUUCAUGGAUUCUGCAAACCGAUCCAGUUUUCGUAACAUGGCAUUCUUCAAACGGUGUAAGGCAAGAUUCAUACACCGAAAUCGUUUCGGCACUUUCGAAAGACGUUGAAUCUCUUAACUCAUCUUCAACAUUGUUACAAACCUCGUCUUACUUCUAUGGCAAGUUAAUUGCAAGAGCUGCAAGACUUGCAUUGAUAGCUGAAGAGGUUUAUUCAUUUGAUGCGAUUGCCAAGGUUAGAAACUUUCUUAAAGAAACCAUUGAGCCUUGGCUUGAAGGAACUUUCAAUGGGAAUGGAUUUCUUCAUGAUAAAAAAUGGGGUGGAAUCGUUACAAAGUUAGGAUCUACAGAUUCUGGUAAAGAUUUUGGGUUUGGAAUUUACAACGAUCAUCAUUAUCAUUUGGGAUACUUUAUCUAUGCAAUUGCAACGCUUGUUAAGAUUGAUCCAGCAUGGGGUAGUAAAUACAAAUAUCAAGCUUAUUCUCUUGUCUCGGAUUUUAUGAACUUGGAUAUGAAAUCAAAUCCAAAUUACACUCGUUUGAGGUGUUUUGAUCUGUACACAUUACAUUCUUGGGCCGGAGGACUAACCGAAUUCGCCGACGGAAGAAACCAAGAGAGCACAAGUGAAGCAGUGAGUGCUUAUUACUCUGCAGCGUUGUUGGGUAUGGCGUACGGCGAUGCAAGGCUUUAUGCCGUUGGAUCAACGCUAACGGCAUUGGAGAUUCUUGGAACACAAACAUGGUGGCAUGUGAAAGAAGGAAGUGGAAUGUAUGAGGGUGAGUUUACAAAGGAAAACAGGGUGAUGGGAGUACUGUGGUCUAACAAGAGAGACAGUGGAUUAUGGUUUGCACCUGCUGAGUGGAAAGAAUGCAGGGUUGGGAUUCAGGUGCUGCCAUUGUUGCCAAUAUCUGAAGCUUUGUUUUCAGAUGUUGGGUAUGUGAAGGAGCUUGUGGAGUGGAGUUUGGCUGCUUUGAAGAGGGAUGGUGUUGGAGAAGGGUGGAAGGGGUUUGUUUAUGGUCUUCAAGGGGUUUAUGAUAAUGAAGGUGCAUUGGAGAAUAUAAGAAACUUGAAAGGUUUUGAUGAUGGUAACUCUUUCACUAAUCUUUUAUGGUGGAUUCAUAGUAGAGGAUGAAGGUGAUCUUGAGAAUUGGAAGAAUAAUGUGGUGAAUCAUUAGUCACACUCUGGGAAAUAAAAAUCGAAUGUUAAAAUAAAGUUAAAA